Strongylocentrotus purpuratus (purple sea urchin) is the source of this 964-nucleotide messenger RNA. RefSeq lists its product as uncharacterized. Bases 1 to 642 code for a protein of 213 amino acids. The record is from RefSeq and is a predicted model, not a curated record. The transcript has 6 exons. Lineage: Eukaryota; Metazoa; Echinodermata; Echinoidea; Camarodonta; Strongylocentrotidae.
AUGAAGUGCGGGGAGAACGGAGAGCGCGGGUUGGCUGUCGGAGAGCAGCUUGACAGGCUGUUCCAAACAACGGCGAGCACCCCUCUGGAAAUGGAAAUGCUGAGAUUUGUCAAUAUUUGCUCAAUAAAAUUGGAAAUAGAUAUUUGCAUUUUGAAUCUAGGCUUUAAUUACACGUAUGGUAGUAACUGCCCCCUCCCAUCCCCCAACUCGACUCGUAUCGAUCUAGUGGACGUGUGUUUGUUUGUUAUUUGUUGUACCGUACGCCAAAGCGAAUGGAGAUCGCUGACCACAACUAAGAUGAGGAACUUUGGCGUUUUUCUUUUCUUUUUGAUGAUAUUUGUAGAUAUUUGCAGCUCAAAAAUGAUAUUUCAAUUCAAUCGGUACCAUUACAAAAAGAAGCCAAGAUCGGAGAACCUUUUCAAACGUGACACAAGGAUGUGUGAGAGCGAAUGCACUUCAUUUGUUGGCCGAGAUCGAACAAAAUGUACUAGGAAAUGCAUCUCAUCAGAGUGCUACGAGGAGCUUUACAGCUGGGAUGAGUUGGAGGAGGGUGAGGUGGACAUAAGGGCGUCAUCUUUCAAAGGUUGUUGGAUGAAGAAGGUCAUAAAUUACCGCUACAGCAAACACCACCUAACCAGUUGAUUAACUGCACAUGGUGGAGUUGUAGAGGUAGGACGUGACUCCUGAGACGGCCGAUGAAGAUUUGAAGAGAGAAGAAUUGUGUCAGGAUCCAUCUGUGACCACAUGGAGUUCCAUCUCAUUCAGUCUGCAAGGGGAGGAGAAUUGAACAGGGUUGAUCAUGGAUGAGUGAGGAGGGUGAACAAGGUUGAUCAAAGAACAGUGUCUUCAGUGAUCUGACUUCUCAGACAAGUCGGUGAGGGCAUAUUCUUAGAGAGUAUACUAGUAGAGGGACAGAGAAAGAUAGAAAGAAAGAGAGAGAAAGAGAGAGAGAGGGAGAAGGAGA